AUGGACGAGCAGGAGUUCCGGCGCAUGCUCGACCUCUUCCCCGUCGUCCGAUCCCGCGACUACUGCAAGGAUGAAGUGGAAUCAUCAAGCGAAGGCACCACACAGCAAACACGAGCUCAGGAGAUAAAAGGAACCAAAAAGAAUGCUGCAGAAGCUCUAUUCCUGCGGAAAUUGAAGAUGGCUGCUGAGAAAAAGGUUGGAGCAACAAAGGCAGAACUAUUCUGCAAGACAUUCGAAGAAGCUCACGAGAAACUUGUUUACAAAGAACUGGAUCUGGAUGCUGCUCAAAGGUUCCUGAAUGCCUACAAGAGCUGA
This is a messenger RNA of Triticum turgidum subsp. durum (durum wheat), 315 nucleotides long. Lineage: Eukaryota; Viridiplantae; Streptophyta; Magnoliopsida; Poales; Poaceae. The record is from the annotation of a GenBank genome assembly.